UGUCUCGCUGUCUGUGUUUUGGUGUUCCGCGGUUUUCUUUCUGUCGUUGUCGAUGUGAUCAGAUCUGUCUGUGUUCCGCAGUUUUGAUAAGUUAAGAAACAUCUUCAUAUUUACAUCGAAGGAAAUGUCCGUAGCGAAUAACACAACUGGUCGUACAAACAGCAGAAAAUUUAAGUGGGCUUUGGAUCUAAAUUCAAGAUGUAAACAAGAAAAGGCGGCAGACCUGGCUUCACCCCCAGGGUACAACUUUUCUGUGGGCCAGGUUUAUACCGAAACUUCCAAAGAGAAUGAUGCAAACCAUUUAAUCAUCAAGAAAUCUUGGGACUUAGCUCUUGGACCUUUAAAGCAAGUGCCAAUGAACCUGUUCAUCAUGUACAUGGCAGGAAACUCAAUAUCCAUUUUCCCUAUAAUGAUGGUGGGGAUGUUGAUCAUUAGACCAAUUAAAGCCCUCUUCACUAUGCAAACAACUUUCAAGAUGAUUGAAGGGAGUCAUGCUGCCGGACAGAAGAUUGUGUAUUUCCUCGGCAAUAUUGUCAACAUCGCACUGGCCUUGUACAAGUGUCAGUUCAUGGGUCUGUUACCAACUCACACUUCUGAUUGGCUCGCCUUUGUUGAGCCUCAGAUAAGAAUGGAGUACAGUGGUGGAGGCGCAGUCUUCACAUAACCUU
Molecule: messenger RNA, 668 nt
Organism: Macrosteles quadrilineatus (aster leafhopper)
Lineage: Eukaryota; Metazoa; Arthropoda; Insecta; Hemiptera; Cicadellidae
Product: ER membrane protein complex subunit 4-like
Exons: 4
Coding region: 125-664 (179 amino acids)
Biological process (GO): protein folding in endoplasmic reticulum
Cellular component (GO): EMC complex
Source: RefSeq, a predicted model, not a curated record